This is a messenger RNA of Racocetra fulgida, 441 nucleotides long. NCBI's taxonomy places the organism in Eukaryota, Fungi, Glomeromycota, Glomeromycetes, Diversisporales, Gigasporaceae. The record is from the annotation of a GenBank genome assembly.
AUGAGCCAACUACGCAGUGACAUACUAAGCAAAGGAAAACAUGCACCACAAGAAUUAGAAGAUUCGUUCGUAAAUAAUAACAAUAAAGUCAGCUCACCAACUUCUAACAAUUCAACAAUUGAAUCUAACAAUCUGUCAAUUGAACAAAGUGAAGCAACUAAAGCAGUUGAGACUACUGAAAUGACUGGCGGAGAAAUAAUUGAUGAUUCUGAAACUUCUGACGAUGACGACGAAGAGAAUUGGUCAAAUAUAAUUGAGAGCUGGGUUGACAUAUUAGACCUUGAAAAUCAGUUAGAAAAUGGUAAAAUUGUAGAUAAUGAACCGCCUGAAUUUGAGUUUUGUGGGCAUAUUAUUCACCUCGCAGAUGAUCCGUCGGCCAAAUGGAAUUUGUCAGAAUUAUUUGAUAGUUCAUUAGAUGCACCUAUUUCCUUUGUUUUUUAG